This is a messenger RNA of Vicia faba (fava bean), 2229 nucleotides long. NCBI's taxonomy places the organism in Eukaryota, Viridiplantae, Streptophyta, Magnoliopsida, Fabales, Fabaceae. The record is from the annotation of a GenBank genome assembly.
AUGUCCCAAACAAACAUUUCUUCCGAUGGUGGCAAUAUAGAACUUGGUGCUAGCUUACUGACUAGUGGUAGCAAAUACAACAAGAUAUGGCGAAAAAGUUUAUACGUCGGAAUCAUGAUCUCCUUGAAGAAGCCUACGACUUUUAGUAGCAACUAUCAAGAGUCUGCAUCAUCACUGCCAUACACUUCAUUGCCUCAUAGUCCACCUGCUAGAACCUCAUCAACCAAAUCUUUUGUUUCAAUUGAUGUAGUCUCUCAUGUCCAAGAAGAAGAAGAAGGUGUUAGGACUGAUAUUGCUAGAAUUGUGAAGGAGAAGGACUUGAAAUCUCUUGUUGAACUUGGUGGAGUUGGUAGAGUUUAUCAUGUUCUUCAUGGUCUAACUCAACACUCGUCAGAGGAGAACCUUGGAGCAACCUUCUCUGGGUUUCUUUGGAAAAGCUGCAAGCAAAAUCUUUAUACAAUUUCAAUGUUGUUGAUUUCAGCCUUAUUAUCCUUUGCCACCGAGUUUAAACAGGAGGGGCCUAGAUAUGGUUGGCAUGACGGUGUUGCUAUGAUUUUUGCUGUUUUGCUUCUGAUUGCAUUCUCUUCAAUAACUGGCUUUUGGCGAGAAAGAAAAACAAUCAAGUUGGCAAAGAAAAAAGGCGAGGCGAUGAAAUGUAAUGUUAAAAGACAUGAAGAGUUCCAAGUGGUUGAUCUUACUCUUUCCAUGUAUGAUAUUGUGGUGGGUGACAAGGUGCGUUUGAAACCUCGUGAUGAGGUUCCUGCUGAUGGUUUGCUUUUGAGUGGUGACCAUCUUGUGUUGGCCGAGGGAAUGAAAAAUGAAAAAAUUGAUUGUGAAGUGAACCCAUUUCUUAUAGCCGGUUCAAAGGUGGUUGAAGGUCAUGGAUGGAUGCUUGUGACAUCAGUUCGAAACAAAUCAAACGCGAGUGAGAUCAAGAGAUGCCUUUUGGAAAAUCUCAUUGAGAAGCCAAUUUCAUACCUUGACAAAGCUUCUCUUUUUAUCUUUACACUUGUUGCACUUGUAUUGUUCAUUCGUCUAAUUUGUAAAAAGGACGGAGAUGAUGGCGGACUUCCAGAUAUUAAAGGGGAUAAUGUUUCAGUUAGCAUGUUAACAGAACUCCUUGAAAAUAUUUUUUCAAGACCACAAGGAAGGAUAGCAAUUUUAGCACAUAUUUUUAGUGUUAUAAUACUAUGUGUACAACAUGGAGUCCCAUUGAUGAUUACUUUAUCUCUCCAUUACCAAAAUGAUGAAGUAGUGAUUGAUCAAGAGGUUGUUCUUAAUGAUUUUUCAGCCUGUACAACAAUGGGGUUGGUAAAUGUCAUCUGCAUCGAUGUAUCUGGCGGUGCACUAAUAUUAAAGCCAAUGGAGGUCGGUGAAAUAUGGAUAGGGGAAGGGGAGACAGACAUCAACAAUAUUCAGGAAUCAGGAACAUGUCAGGUUGUACUAGAGAAACUUAAACAAGGAGUUUGUUUAUCAGUGCUUGCACCAGGACUAUCUCAUUCUCAUGUCUUCAACUCACUUGUUUCUUGGGCAAACACAACAUUGGAAAUGGACAUUAUAUCUUUCAGAGACAAUUUUCAUAUUGUUAAGCAUGGCAAACUGGAUUCCAACCAAGAAGGCAGUGGAGUUUUGGUGAAAAAAGUGAUUCAAGAAAUGGAGUAUAGGGGCCUUAAACCAAUUGCAUUUGCUUAUACACAAACACAGGUGCAAGAACUCAAGCAAGAUGAGAUGACCUUAUUAGCACUAAUAGGUCUCAAAUACAAAUGCCAAGAAUCGACAAAAACAGCUUUGAAAACCCUUCAAAAAAAUGGAGUACAUAUCAAAUUGGUUUCAGAGGAUGAUGACAUCAGGAUACUCAAUGCCAUGGCUUGUGAACUGGGAAUUGAAGUGUCGAUAGACGGUGGUCGCCUUGAAGGAAAGCAACUUCGUGAUUUGGAUGAUAAAGCCAGAUUGGUUAAAGUGGAUAAAGCCAUUGCAAUGGGAAGUUUCAGUCCUAAAGACAAGCUUCUCAUGGUAAAGUGUUUGCAAGACAGAGGUGAUGUGGUUGCAUUUAUUGAACAAAGAUUGAUGACUAAUCAUAUUUCAGACGUUUUAAAGCUAGCUGAUUGCAUUGGAAACAAUCGUGAAAUUGGGAAGAAGAAAUUCUCCCCUAACAGCAGUCCAAUUGAUUUGGGUGAAUGCACUAAUGUGUCCUCUGGGUGGCCUAAUGAUGGUGAUGGAAUUAAGUAG